AUGAAGACGCAACCUGUGAAAAAUGUGAUUCAACGUCCCCGAACGAAAAAACUGCUGGCCAAACUAAGAGAAUCAGGAGAAGCACAAAGUACACAGAACUUUGCAGUUGGGCAAUCAGUGGAGGAUUUUUGGAAUGAGAAGGAUCUGAAAGGGACCAACAGGCAACCUGGCAGGUAUAAUGGAGAGAUUCAACACUUUCAUGAGGAGAAUGGUGCUAUUUAUACCCUCUGUUUUAAAGAUAGAGCAGUUUACAGCCUGCAUGCAACUGGGGCUCUUGUGGAUGGGAUCAUUCAUUCAAUUCAGGCAGUAGUGAGGAGACAGGAAUUGAAAACUUUUAACAGCUACUCCAUUCAUUAUUUACAGUUAUACUACAUUUGCUAG
Messenger RNA from Porites evermanni, 381 nucleotides. Lineage: Eukaryota; Metazoa; Cnidaria; Anthozoa; Scleractinia; Poritidae. The record is from the annotation of a GenBank genome assembly.